Messenger RNA from Hippopotamus amphibius kiboko, 7203 nucleotides. Its product is annotated as disintegrin and metalloproteinase domain-containing protein 1a-like. The transcript has a single exon. Gene Ontology annotation, biological process: proteolysis; male gonad development; binding of sperm to zona pellucida. Bases 1433 to 4084 code for a protein of 883 amino acids. NCBI's taxonomy places the organism in Eukaryota, Metazoa, Chordata, Mammalia, Artiodactyla, Hippopotamidae. Gene Ontology annotation, molecular function: metalloendopeptidase activity. Gene Ontology annotation, cellular component: plasma membrane; external side of plasma membrane; sperm head plasma membrane. The record is from RefSeq and is a predicted model, not a curated record.
GGGGGAACAUCUUAAAUCUGUGAUUAUUUCCAGGCUACAUAAUUAUAAGAGGCUUUCCUCUUAUACAAAAUACAAGGAGAAAAGAAAUCCAGCUAGAAAUCAUUUCACCAUUUUUGCUGUAAAUUUUUUAAUGGGUUUGUGAUAUGAUGGUAUUAAUUUUCUUGCUAGAUGCAGAUGAUAAAUUUUCUCAUCUGUAUUAGGAAUUAAAUAUUAAUUGGGGAUAGUUAAUGAGUUGAUUUGCUCUCAUGCUUAUAUCUGAGAUCUUGUAGCACUAUACCAUUCUUUUUUGAAUUAUACAGGGCAUUUCUCCAUUUUUGUGUGGUACUUCUAGUCAUAACCCUUAUUUUGAAAAAGGUUUUAUAUUAUAAAUAUUUCACUUAAUUUAGUUCAUCUUAGGAUGCAAAGGAGAAUAACUGGGCAAGGAAUGUGGAUAGAUAGGGCUUUUUUCCCUUUAAACUAAUACUGCUAAAUAUACCAGGAGAUCAAUGUCAAAAUCAAAUCCAAGGACUUCUGUAGACAUUACAGUUCCAUUUUAGUCACAAAAGUGAAGAAGUCUUUAAAAAGUUCUUAUAUGGUCCAUUUUUAUUUUCUUGAUGAAAUAAUAACUAGAUACCUGAUUAAUGAGAGUUUAUUUUUAUUCCAGAGUUUGUUUUUAUGUUGGGAGGAACUGAACUUUGGUCUUAGUCACUUGUAAGUCUUCAUAGCGAAACUGAACUCCUUUCAUUUAACACUUAGUAUGUUUGUGCAUUAGGAAAGCUUCUUAUUAGAGGAAAAUUACGUUUCUAUGCAGAUAUAAAAUAUCUAAACUCAUCUGUUAUGAACAAAAGUUAAUGAGGGAGAAUUUGUGCAUCCACAUAGAAUUUUUCUUGAAUUAAAGGAAAAAACCAGACCCUGACAAAGGAGGGUUGGACUGAGAAACAGUACUCUCAGUACUACAGAAAUGAGGAAAAGAGGUAAUGGGCAACAGAGAACUCUGUCCUGCUCCGAGAUCCCCAACGAAUCCCCAUCCCCUCCCCCCGACCUCCUGCCAGAAUGUUGGGUUUCAAAGAAUGAGCAGGUUAACGGAUAUCAGGAGUAGUAUGGCCCGGGCUGAGGAUAGGAUAAUUUGUCUGAGGAACAGUACUGGCUGAAUCAUUACAGGCCUGCUACUUGGUAUAUCCUUCUGUGAGGGUAAAGGGAACUUAGCCAAGGAGCAUUAAAACUGUUGCUGUUGGAAGGAAGUCAUAUAGUAAGGAACCACUGAAGGCCAAGAGAGUAAAGCAAGAAUAGAAACAGCCCCAAAGUCUGUAAGACUCAGAGUUGGGCAGCACCCACCCAUAAAGGAGCCAUCAUAGAUCUGGGGCUAAUACCUGAGUUUCCCAGGCUCAGCAUGCCAGGGAGAGCUGCUGCUGCUGGACACAGGCCCUGCAUCAUCAACUGAUUUGCUAGGGCCAUGUCAGUGGCAGCGUCUGUGAGAGACUCUGCCUCUAUACUGCCUUCUCUAUGGAAAAACCAGGUGGCCUUGAAGGAGGGUAAGAUAAAGUUUCAGACUUGGGCUCAGCAGAAGAGGGCCUUGAAGCUGGGGCCAGUGCCAGGAUCUUCACGUAUCAGUUUGAGGAUUGUCUUGCUGUUGGUGAUUUCUCUGCCAAGCACGCACUGUGCCCUGGGAUCAGUGUAUUACUCUUCCUAUGAAAUAGUCAUCCCCAAGAGUCUGGCAGUGGAAGGAAGGGAAGACCAAGUGGAAGAGCUCUCCUACGUGCUUUUUAUGCAGGGCCAGAAGCAGCUGAUUCACCUGAAGGUGAAGAGAGACUAUUUUGUGAAUAACUUUCCAGUCUUCAGCUACCACAACGGCAUCCUGGGGCAAGAAAUGCCUUUGAUCUCACAUGACUGUCACUAUGAGGGCUACAUAGAAGGAGCCCCAGGUUCUUUUGUUUCUGUCAACACCUGUUCAGGCCUCAGGGGCAUCCUGAUUAAGGAGGAAAAAUCCUACGGCAUUGAGCCCAUACACUCUUCAAAACGGUUUGAACACAUGUUGUACACCAUGGCCCAUGAAGCUCGAGUCUCCUGUAGUGUCACUUCCAAAGACAGCCAAGUGGCAUCCACCAGCCGGCAACAAGAGAGCAGCAAGCCCCGCGGUCGGCAGGUGCCAUCCUACUUGUGGUCUCACACCAAGUACGUGGAGAUGUUUCUCGUGGUCAACAACCAGCGGUUCCAAAUGUGGGGCAGUGACAUCAAUGAGACGGUCCGGAGAGUAAUGGAUGUCAUUGCUCUGGCCAACAGCUUCACUAGGGGAAUAAACACAGAGGUGGUGCUGGCUGGAAUGGAGAUCUGGACCGAGGGGGACCUCAUAGAGGUCCCAGUGGACCUGCAAGUUGCACUCAGGAACUUCAAUAGCUGGAGACAAGAGAAGCUCUUCCAUCGUGUGAAGCAUGAUGUUGCCCACAUGAUCGUUGGACACCAUCCUGAAGAGGCUAUGGGGCAGGCAUUCCUCAAUGGUGCCUGUUCAAGUGAUUUUGCAGCAGCCGUAGAAUCCUUCCACCAUGAGGAUGUCCUUCUGUUUGCAGCACUCCUGGUCCAUGAGCUUGGGCACAACUUGGGUAUUCGGCACGACCAUUCGGCCUGCAUCUGUAAAGAUAAACCCUUUUGCCUCAUGCGUGAAAAUAUCACUAAAGAAAGUGGCUUCAGCAACUGCAGCUCUGACUUCUUCUACCAGUUCCUCUGGGAACACAAAGGGGCCUGCCUAUUUAACAAGCCUGGGCACAAAGGCCGCUUACGGAGGGAUGCCAAAUGUGGAAAUGGUGUUGUAGAAGACGAUGAGCAGUGUGACUGUGGUUCUGAGUGUGACACUCACCCGUGCUGUGACCAAACAUGUAGGCUGAAGGAGAAUGCAAACUGUAGUGAUGGACUCUGCUGUGUUAAAUGCCAACUGAAACAUAAGGGAUUCAUAUGCCGUCCCGCUUUGGGGGAGUGUGACCUCCCCGAGUAUUGUGACGGUUUCUCUGGAAAAUGCCCUAUAGACAGCUAUAAGAUAGAUGGUACAACAUGCGACAGAAUUCACUAUUGCACUGGAGGUCGCUGUAAGAACCCUGAUAACCAGUGCAUGGACAUAUACGGGUCCCCUGCAAGGUCUGCCCCAGAAAACUGUUACAUUUCAAUGAACAGAAAAGGCGACCGGUUUGGAAACUGUGGUAUUACCAACUCACCUAGUUUAAGAUACCUGAAAUGUGCAGAUGAUAAUAUAUUUUGUGGGAAACUUAUAUGCACAAAUGUUAGACAGGUACCACAAAUCAAACCAAAUCACACACUGAUCCAGGUUGCUCACGAAGGUGACUGGUGCUGGAGCAUGGCUGCCUAUAACACUACUGAUAUCCCUGAUGAUGGAGAUGUGCACACAGGCACUCUUUGUGCCCCACACAAAGUCUGCGUGAAUCACUUGUGCACUGAUUACACCAAGCUUGGGUACAACUGUGAAUCAGCAGAAUUGUGUAAUGGGAAAGGAGUUUGCAACAAUUUUAGGCACUGCCAUUGUGAGGAUGGCUAUGCUCCCCCUGACUGUAAAACUCCUGGAAAUGGGGGUAGUGUAGACAGUGGUCCACCUGGCAAUCCAAUUAAAAUUCAAGGUGGAAAUGGAAGUUACAAUUCUAUUCGCCAUAGGUCUAAGUUUAGAAAUGUUGGCAACAUAAUUUUCAUACUCCCUUCAUUUCUUUUAAUAUUGUUGUUAAUUAUAGUAUUUUGUAUUACCAUCAAGACCGUAGUUGAGACAGUAGAGACCCCAGGGCAAGGCUCAGAGGACAGUGAAGAGGAAACGACUAGUGAGGCAUUCUUCAUGGAAUUCCUACCAGUGAUAAGGGAGGAUGAGUCAGGAGGGGAGGCUCCCCCACCAGAGGAGGCUCCCCCACAAGGAGAGGCCCCCCCACCAGAGGGGGCGCCACCACCAGAGGGGGUGCCACCACCAGCAGAGGCCCCUGCACCAGUGGCCCCACCACCACCACCAGAAGCUCCCCCGCCGGAGGCCCCACCAGCGCCACCGCCAGAGGCCCUGCCACCAGAGGUCCCACCGCCACCACCGCCAGAGGGCCCACCACCAGGAGCACCAGCACCAUAAGAGGUAGCAAGUGAAGGACAAAGAGAACCAACGGCAGAAGUGUAUUGGAGGAAGAAUCCAAAAAUAUCAAAUAUCUCAAGCAGCGAGUGGCAAUGAGGGGCUCAGAGACGCAAAGGUGAAGUGAGAAUUGAAGGCUCCUAUACCUCUGACUGGGAUAUAUACUCUACAGAAACAUACUAACAUGGGAACAGGGACAUCCCUGCUUUUAUUAUUCACUUUAGAAAAUUUGGUUACAUAUUCACAUAUGAACUCAUAUAUAAAAUAUUCUAUAUUUUGCUUUUUUCCCAUUUCAUGAAACAACUUUAUUUAAGCUUUUCUCAUGAAUCAUACGUAUCAAUGUCAUCUUUCAUUUGAGCCAAUUUCUCAUGAAAUUACUCUUCAGGGCAUACCAUCUUCCAUCUACAUUGUUUGAUAUACAAUAUUAUCUGUACCUAUGAUUAUCACACGAUCGUUCUUCCCACUCAUAACACAUUACUUUAAGAAUGUUAUCUAUUGAGUAACCUAAUUUCCCCAACAGUUACUAUUCCUAAAUUAAAGAUAAUUUAAAAUAAAUAAAAAACUUUUAAGAUGAGGACUCCAUACAGCCUAGUCCUUGGGGCUUCUUUAUUUGGCAGCUCUCUUGGAAGGGACUACAUCUUGUGCACGGUGGUCUGAUCACCCAGGGCCUGCGUGCAUGGGGUAAGGGGAGCAACCUAGGCAGGAGAUAAUCUUGUCCAGCAUGGAGUUUAGUUGGAAGUAUUAGUUGUUCCUUUUUCUCUGUUUUCCUACAUCACUUAUUAUAUUUAGUUCUCAUUUCCUUUUUAAAUUAACAUAUUGUUGACUGACAGUCCAAAGAAACAGAGCUUUGGAGGGCAGUCAAUUGUCUGUAAAGAGAGCACAAAGCAUGUACAAUAUGACAUUACCCAUUCUGUGCAAGACACUGUGCUGAAUACUUUACAUUCAUUGUCUUAAUUUAAUCCUCCCAUCCACCCUAUGAGACCUCCAUCUUGUACAUGAAGAAACAGAGACCAAAGAGUUUUGCUCUAGAGCUGGUAAGGGGUGGAACCUGCAUCCCGCCCCAGGUAUGACAACCUACAUUCUCUACUGCCUUUUCCUUUAGUAAAAAAAAAAAAGUAAGCGGGAAGACAACUGACACGUCCUUAAUUGCCCAGAACGUGGCUUCUUCCUCAGUGACUCUAAUGAAACAGAAGCCUUACAAAUGGAUGUUGAUCUCCAUCAUGAACCUACCAUACUGUGUAGUCAUUAUCGAUGAAAGAGUCUUUCCCCUAUGACAUCCUGACAUCAUGGAGUGGCAGGUCUGCAUCCUAUCCAGCACCGUAGGUGCUCAGUAAAUGUUGACCAAGUGAAUGACUUAACCAGGGCCAACCUUAAACUAGGAGGGUAACUUGGAUGGAUGCCCUUGCCAGUCAUUAGGCAUGGCACAACCGAAACCUUGCUCAGGUGCAGUGUUGCUGCAGGUUGGGUGUUCUGAGUCUUGGGGAAGUUCCUGAGCAUCCGUCCCUGAUGGUACAUUUGCUGAAUCCCUCUUUCUACCUGCCCAAUCCUAUGUGAGCAGAAAGGAGCAAACAAAAGGAGGAUAAGACCUGGCUUCUGCUUUCAAGAAGUGUAUGUUAGUUACUUUUGAUGGAACAAAACUGAACUUCAGAGCAAAAUCCAAAAUCAAGCCUUCAGUUACGUAAGUUUCCAGGCCCACGAGAUUUGCUGGUAAUCAAAUCUCCGGACAUUGUAUGCCAGAAGGUCAACAAUCAAAGCACACUAUUAGUUGGUGGUCACCUGCGAGCUUAGAGAACAAAAGUGAAACUAGGUAACUGAAGGCCUCCAAGGGUCAACUUGUCAUUAGAGACUUCUGCAAAAGAUGUGGAGGAUUUCUGCUGAGAAGCACUUUGAUGGAGAACAGAAGCGGUAACCUUCCUAAGUGCACAUGCUGGUGAUGACUAUAAUAAAAGCUAGCACGCAUCAGUCUUUUUCUAAAAAAGUGAAGAAAUAGAAGGGAAUCAUGAUUUAGGUAUGGAGUAAUUACGCUUAGCUAACUUAAAGGUGUCCUUUAAAAACCAAAAGUCAGGUAGGUAAUUGGGAAUCAAUCAGUAAAAUCUAUUUAGGACUUCACAAUAUUUGACAACAUUUACAAAUAUUUAGCAAACAGGGAAGUUCUAUAGACUAUUUAAAAUUUUUAGUUGCUUCUUUAUGAUCGACCCUCAGGUUCACAAGACCAGGUUAAAGGCAGGAAACAAAGGUUAGGACAGCUAUUUGAAUGAACCUUCUCUGAAAGAGUGAUAGAAAAAUGAACGUAUUUAUAAAUUGUCAGGUGAAUCUUAAAAUGUGUGGAAACCCCAGAGUUUGGGCAUUGAAGGCUGAAGCACUUUAGGACAAACUAUAGCAGGGAAGUGACCAGUUUUAAUGUGGGCAGGAGAGAGAAGGUAGGUAGGGUAACGCGGGUCUGAAAUCUCCAGGUUCAAGGUUCAGUGUUGUGCAUGUUGUGUGACUGCCUCUGCAAAGUGCACUCUUUUGCCUGAUUCCUCUCCCCGUUAUGCUUGGGGGGUUCUGAGGAAUGCUUGCUUACACCUUCCAAUAAUCCAUGUUGGUAGCCACUCAUGACCCAGCCAGCCGCUGCCCCAGCAGAUUCUGACAGUGCCUUCUCACUAUCCUUUACCUGCCUUCCCUGGGUGGCUGUUGUCCUCUCUACGCUCCCUGUGGCCAGCGGAGACUGAGGCCCUUCCCUUAGUUUCCCAAAGCACAGCCACGUUCAGGCUCUGGAUUUUAUUCCAGACUUUGGCGGGGGGUGGGGGCUGAGGCAGUGUGGGCAGGUGGAAGUGAUAUUACAGUGUGGAAAAGAACACACUUGGGUGUAGCCAGUAUUAAUGUUCCGGGAGUUCAGAGUCCAGAGAUCAUGCCCCUCCCUGGGAAACUUGGAUAGGUCCUCUCUCUUUGGAUGUGCCCAGCCUGACAUCUCUUCCUGUCCAUGUAAGAGUGCUUUUGGGAAUGUCCUCAUAACUUAAAGUCAGACUCCACUCUCUUCUCUGGGCCCAGUUGGAGGCAAAAAGAAAUGACUUCUGUUAAACACAGGUGACCCGAUUCUGCACUAAGUAAACUGUUACAUUAGUUUGCAGAAUUUUUUGAAA